GCAUGCGCGCUGGCUGCGGACCUGGGCGAACCCGGAGGUUCGUUUCUGCUGACUCCAGUGUCCCGAAAGGCGACGCUUCUCCCGCUUUCUCGCCAGGCUCCUGCAGCCCCAGGCGUGAACCGAGGUUUCUGAACUACUGGGCGGGAGCCAACGUCUCUUCUUUCUCCCGCUCCGGCGGAGGCUUUGUCGCUGCGGGUUGGGCCCCAGUGUGCCCCCCAUGGCGGGGCCGCGGGUGGAGGUCGAUGGCAGCAUCAUGGAAGGGGGCGGCCAGAUCCUGAGAGUCUCUACGGCCUUGAGCUGUCUCCUAGGCCUUCCCUUGCGGGUGCAGAAGAUCCGAGCCGGCCGGAGCACGCCAGGCCUGAGGCCUCAACAUUUAUCUGGACUGGAAAUGAUUCGAGAUUUGUGUGAUGGGCAACUGGAGGGGGCAGAAAUUGGCUCAACAGAAAUAACCUUUACACCAGAGAAGAUCAAAGGUGGAAUCCACACAGCAGAUACCAAGACAGCAGGGAGUGUGUGCCUCUUGAUGCAGGUCUCAAUGCCAUGUGUUCUCUUUGCUGCUUCUCCAUCAGAACUUCAUUUGAAAGGUGGAACUAAUGCCGAAAUGGCACCACAGAUCGAUUAUACAGUGAUGGUCUUCAAGCCAAUUGUUGAAAAAUUUGGUUUCGUAUUUAAUUGUGACAUUAAAACAAGGGGAUAUUACCCAAAAGGGGGUGGUGAAGUGAUUGUUCGAAUGUCACCAGUUAAACAAUUGAACCCUGUAAAUUUAACUGACCGUGGCUGUGUGACUAAGAUUUAUGGAAGAGCUUUCGUUGCUGGUGUUUUGCCAUUUAAAGUAGCAAAAGAUAUGGCAGCGGCAGCAGUUAGAUGCAUCAGAAAGGAGAUCCGGGAUUUGUAUGUUAACAUCCAGCCUGUUCAAGAACCUAAAGACCAAGCAUUUGGCAAUGGAAAUGGAAUAAUAAUUAUUGCUGAGACCUCCACUGGCUGUUUGUUUGCUGGAUCAUCGCUUGGUAAACGAGGUGUAAAUGCAGACAAAGUUGGAAUUGAAGCUGCCGAAAUGCUAUUAGCAAAUCUUAGACAUGGUGGUACUGUGGAUGAGUAUCUGCAAGACCAGCUGAUUGUUUUCAUGGCAUUAGCCAAUGGAGUUUCCAGAAUAAAAACAGGACCAGUUACACUCCAUACGCAAACCGCGAUACAUUUUGCUGAACAAAUAGCAAAGGCUAAAUUUAUUGUGAAGAAAUCAGAAGAUGAAGAAGACGCUGCUAAAGAUACUUAUAUUAUUGAAUGCCAAGGAAUUGGGAUGACAAAUCCAAAUCUAUAGAGUAUUUGCCUCUUAAAUGAUACCUCAUUGAUAUAUUGCACUAUUUCAUAAAUACUAUAAAAUAAUGACUAGGAAGUAACUUACUAAAGCCUAUGACUUAAAUUUGAAGAUGAAGUACAGUGUUCUAGGUUUGCUGAGAAUGCUUCAUCAAAUUAAUCUCACUUUGAAUAUCUCCUGAGAGAUGGACAAUGAAAUAUCAGUUGGUGGAUAUGUGUCAUAGCUGAUUUCAAUAUUGAAGUAUUGAAAUAAAAUACUCUUUACACCUGAA
Molecule: messenger RNA, 1586 nt
Organism: Pongo pygmaeus (Bornean orangutan)
Lineage: Eukaryota; Metazoa; Chordata; Mammalia; Primates; Hominidae
Gene: RTCA
Product: RNA 3'-terminal phosphate cyclase
Exons: 11
Coding region: 218-1318 (366 amino acids)
Biological process (GO): RNA processing
Cellular component (GO): nucleus
Molecular function (GO): RNA-3'-phosphate cyclase activity
Source: RefSeq, a predicted model, not a curated record